UAGCGAUCGGUCGCCAACGUUGGCGAAUUUUUAGAAAGCAAUAAAUGGGUCUGAUUUUGAAGUAAUGGCCCCAAUUGGUUCAUUGGUCGCGAAGGGAUUAUGGCAUUCAAGGAGAAAAUCACGAUAAAAGUUUUGAUAUUAUGUACAGUAAUUUCAAUUACUCUGGCUGCCGAAAAAUCUGCGACGAAAAAUGUAACAGUUUCUACAUCAACUUUAGUGACCGAUUUGUCCAAAGAAGAAACAGGACACUCUUCCUUCCAACUGGAACAUGGGGAAAGCCGAUCUAGAUCUAAAUCUCAUACGUAUUCGAAAGAUGGUCGUGGUUAUGGAAAUCAGAAUCCCAUUUACGAGAAAAGUGAAUAUGAAGAGCGUGCAGUUGAAUACGACAAAGAAGCGCAGAGAGGUGAUGAUUAUUACAAAACAAGUGCCGAAGACCCUUUUCGGCAUUCUCAAUUGUCACGCCCUCAAGAGGACGAUUACGAUGAUUCUUUCGAGAAUCCCUAUGGACGUGGUAAUCCUUUUGAACAGCGUAAUCCCUUUGGACAACGUGAUAGGGACCAUUCAUAUGAAGAAGUAGGAAAUGGUAAAGGUUCAUCUUUUCCCUACGGAGACAAAAAUGACAACAGAUAUAGACAUGAGGAUUACAGCAAAGAAGAAUCCUAUGAGUCAAAAGAGGAUGGUGGAUAUGGAGGUAAACCGCCUUACCUUCAGCAGGGUUUUGAGCCAUCUAGGAAGCAACAGCAGCCAGCAUAUGACCCCUUGGAUGUACCGGAUGCCGACGGGAAGUCUGGAUAUGGAGUUCAAGGAACUAAAAUUUAUCCACCCAAGCCACAAGAAGAAAGAUUAUUCUAUCCACGAACUCCAGCAGCUCAUAGAUAUUCACGAACACAGAAGCCAAAAGAGAAUGAAUAUCAGUCUGAAGAAAAAGACGAAAGUUACUAUUCUGGGAUUCCAAAGGAAGCCGGUUACAUUCCAAAUGACCAUAAAGAGCCAGAAUAUCUUCAACGUCACACAAAAGGAUCUGGUCCGAAAGUGGCUGGAUAUUUGCCGAGAACGCCUACAAAAUCUGGGUUCACCCCAGUGUUGCCAAAAGAACAAGCAUCUGUUUUUCCAGGUAACGGAAAUGUGGCCAUUUAUAUCAAACAGCUUGGACAUUCCAAAACCGAGGGUCGUUCUGGAAAUAGUAAAGGCAAAGAACGCCAUGGCUAUCUACUCCUCCCAAUCGCGCCGGAGAAAAUUGGAAAAGAGUUUCAACUAGCUAAAGUGGGAGUUUACGGAAGCAGCGAGGAAAAGGAUGCACUUCAUGAAGGCAAGAUCCCAAUUUAUGGUGAGCGAAGCCGCACUCACGGAGGCGAACUGAUCGAUGGAACUCCUAAAUAUGCAGGUGACGCUAAACCCGCGUUUCACUACGUAACAACUUACGACGAGGAAAAAGGCGAUGACAAAUUAGGAAAAUCCUUGGGAAUUAUUCAUAAUCCUUAUGGAAUUUUACAUCAGAUCAGUGGACCCUCUGCUUAUAGUGGGAAUCAUUUCGCAAAUCAAAAGGUAGCGUUUAUACCUGAAUUAGGAUCACCCGAAGUUUCUCCCUAUGCCCAAAAGGAUUCAUCUAGUUAUGAACAAGCUCAAGGUGAGAAAUUUUCACCAGUGUCACCUCUGAUCUACGGUGGUCCUCAUGGAGUCCUCCCUGGAUAUACCGGUCAAGUAAAAUAUAUACAGACUCCAGUAUACGAGAAGCAGUCCUCAUAUGGAGCUCAAGGAGAAUCUUUCUAUGAUGUUACAACGCAACAAAAGGUAGUUCCUGUUAAGGUUAAAGGAUUUCAACCAUCCAGCUACGGUAAGUUGUUACCAAUCCCAGAAUAUAGUGGUGUUGUCGACUUCAGCUCCUAUAGCGCCAAAGCUAAGAAGAAAAAUGCGGAUCCAAACCACCUGUACAGUACACAGUAUAAAAAUGUUGGAACUCGCUUGAGUACCAACUAUGAACGUUCUCAACCAAACGUUCCAUCGGUAAAGAAAACCAAAGCAUACGCUCUCAUUAUCCAAAAGCAACAGGAAGCCGAAAAUACCAACUUCAGACCUAUAGUUUACCCGAAUCACAGCAACAGAGGUUCAAGCAAGAUUUUGUUGGAUAAUUUAGGACUACAUAACUUUAGAUCAUUUAUGCCAAAAUCUGGGAAUUCAGGAACUGGAGUUGGUUAUUACAAUUUACAAACGUUACCAACGUCUUCAAGAUACUCUGCGGAGCAGGUUUCGAAAAGCAGUCCUAAAAAUCAUUAAAUCCAUAUGAAGUUAACAAGAUUUUAAUAUUUAACAUCAGAGAGUUUAAAAUAUAUAUAUUUUUAAUUUAAUAGGAUGUAUGAGUACAACUUCGGGACGUAAGAGUAUCUAUUGAAGAUCCCUGCUGUCUUGAAACUUGUCAAAAGAUUGAUUCUUGAUAUCUAUUUUACUUCGGAAUACAGCACUGUCAUUGACGAAAUUAUGGAGAAAUGAAAUAGCAUAUUCUAUUAAUCAUUUAACGAUUCUUUUAGAGUAAAAAUAGUUAAAAUAAUCUUGCUAAAUAUUUAUUGCAGAUCUAUUUAGAAAAUACCUUGGGUAAAAUAUUUUUUCGUAACUAAAUUGAGUUCUCAGCUUUAAGUUUAAUAAUUGUUGGUUUGUAUUGCCUAAAAUACAGAUAAUUUUUAGAUUUAGAAACUAACACAAAUUUGGUAUAAUUUCGCUUCUCUUUCGUGUUUGUCAAUUAGGUUCUGGAUUAUGAAAUAAAUAAUUAAAACAUGACUCAGACUAACAAAAAAAUGGUAUCUAGGUGAAUGCUUCAUGAUGUCUGCUUCCUACGACUGAUAAAAAAAAAGUCUAAAUUUUUAACAGCUUAGUAAUUAGCUUUCUUACCUCAGUUAAGAAGAAAAUCAUAGAUCCGAAACAAUCGCAAGAAUACUUAAAAAAUGUGCUAGUAAAUUCACAAAAUUUGGAAUCCGAUCAAUCAUUAAGGGAAACAAGAAAAUUAUUAUGUUAUAUUUUUUAAGUGACUAGAAAGCAAAGUCUUAAUCACUCAUAUAACUUAUUUGAUAUUAAUACUGAAGUUUUUCAUGCAAAUGAUACACCAUUUUAUCUCUGUGUUUUUAGCUUGAAAGAAAAAUGUAUGUUUGUGCUACGAUAUGUACAAAGUAAGUAAGUUUUAUUACAACGCCUAUUAGUAUUCGCUAGACCUGUGGAAAGAUAAAAAUUUCGGAGCUGUAGAGUAUUUGAGUUAUAAAAGGGACAUAAAACAUAAGACAGUCAUUAACUAUAAGAAAUUAAUGACUGAAAAUUAGAUCUGGGGGAAACAAUUACUGCGAUCUUGGGAAAAAAGUUACUUCAAUCUGUUAUCUGACACAAUUAAUUAGUUUCCAGAAGUUUCUUUUAACUCAAAAUCGCACCUUUUGAAAUCCAUGCAUGAUUUUCCAUAAAAUGUAUUCUUAUACUCUUAUUUCUUUGAAAUUAAAUUUAGAUUACUGUAUUUACACUGCAUCUAACAUAGCAUAAAUUCCUUAUAGGAAAUGCUAUAUAACCAUUUUGUUUUUUUACUUGAAUAAAAAAUAUAUAACCAGAAAUUUAAAAUAAGAAAUGAAGUUAUGUCCCACAUAGCAAAUAUAUUUCCCCAGGCAAUCCUAGAGAGGUUCACGGGAUCAUAUUACAUUCUCAGGACAUGCUGGAACAUCCCGCUAAUUUAUCAAGCAUAUUCUCUCGAAUGCUUAAUGUCGCUUCUCAAUACAUCCCCAUAAAAACCUCUUCGACGUUGUACGAGAUAUUGCAAUGGUUUAAAGAUCUACAUACCAUCUGCAGAGCCAUCCCGGAAUAGCUUCCUAAUACAUUCUGCUGCAUGCGUAAUGUCAUAUUUUAAUACCGCUAGAGCAUCCUCGAGCAAAUUCAAAAACCUAAAUCGCUAGAACUAAAAGUAAAGAACUUCAGAACACCUGAUGACGGAAGUCCUGCAGAAAAUGCAGAACAAACUUUUCUCGUGAUGUUAAAUGGCCAAACACUCAAGACAUCUGAGAAUCAACAGCUUUAGGACAUCUUCGCACAUUCCUCUAUCCCUACUCUAAUUUUGUUAUAAACUUAAACAAAACGCACUCAGUAUGUUAAAUUAUGAAGUCUUCAGGCCACCUGAAGAAUUAAGAUUCUUAGAAUAUCCUCAGUAGUCCUAUUUAAAGUCGAGGCUUUUUGACAUAAAUAGGACGUUCACUGAAUUUCUUUGCUGUGGGGAGCAUGCCAUCAGAGUAUUGUGAAAUGCAAACUUAAUUGCAAUGCUUGGAGAUUUAUGCAAAAGUUUCUAAGGGAUUAGGGAUUUCUGCCUAAUUUAGGAGACGUAUGGUUUCAUUUCACAGAACUAAAAAUGGAGAUUCAGUAUGAUUAGGUCUAGAAGUUCAUAUUGAAAGUAUAACGAAGUUUGAACUUUACUUUCUUUUAAUAAGCAAUAAUUAAAAAAGACUAGAUUAUAAUUCAGAUAAAGGAAAUAAUUAUACAAUCCAUCUGUUUAUUUUCUGGAAUUUUUAUCUUGGAGCAAUUUUAUGCAUACUGAAUAUAAACUGGAUAUUUAACGAGAUUGUAUAUAAUUGUCUAUAUAGAUUGCAUAUGAUUGCCUUUUUUUUUUCUUAAAAUUCAGUAUUGAAUAAAUUGUCAUUUUUUAUUUCAAAGAUUUCUUCCCGAAUAUAGAUCAGACUAAAUAGUUAUUGAGAUACAUCAGCUGUUCAUAUUUGCAACAUAUUUAAAUGUAAAAAAAAGAUGAAUUCAUGACUGUAUGGCUUAAAAAUUUCUCUGUUGAGGGGAGUUUACGUACUCGAAUUAUAAAAUGAAAAAAGAAAUUUUAAAAAAGUCUGUGUGCUCAACUAAACUUUGGAAAGAGUAACUUUAACCAUAUACAUAUUAGAAUUUCCUUUGAAUUAAAUGGAAAAAAUACUGUAGUAUUCCUAAUUUUAAAAGUUAUUUUAGAAUUCAAAUACAAUGCUGCUAAACUUUUAAUAUUUUCACAAAUAUUAUUGCUUUUGAACUGAUAUUUUAUGUUUUUAGAAAUUAAAAUCCUUGACUGCUUUCUGCCUACGACUAGCAUUUUCAGUUCAAGCACUGACAUAUCAAAGGUUAUUUUUUAAUUGAAAUUUUAUUAUUUCCGAAAAAAAAUAAAUCUCGAGGCAUGUUUACUGUCUAGUUUUCAUAAUUUUGAUUAAAUAUAGACUGUACAGACAAGUUUAUAUCUGAGGUGAAACUUCUUAUGAACUCUGUAAUAUAGUACACAAAUAAGCCUAAAAUGUGAUAUAAUUUUUAAGAAUUUAAAGUUACUCAGUUUUCACAACAGAUAAAGUGAAUUCAGUGCAAGAGCUGAUUUAGAAACGAGCUUAACAAGAAGUACUAUAAGCAAAUUUUAGGUUUUUAAGUGAACAAAAAAUGUGCUAAUUUCAAAUUCUUUACUAAGCCUGCUGUUUAAGAAAAUUGCAUUGAGUAGAAUCGUUAUGCUUUGUAGUGAAUUUACUAUUUAGCGGACAUAAUGGGAUUUAAAGAAUUUUUUACAGAAUCUCAGAAAUGUAAAAUAUUGUGUAUAAAAUAUGCCUUAAAGUUGAAGCAAUUCCUGUUAAGUAUUUAUAUUGACUAGUCUCUGUUUGCUGAGUUGAUAAUUUGUACAUACAUCAUUUAUUUUUUGUUAUGUUUUGUACAUUGUUUUCAGUAACCAAUAAAUAUUUUAAAAUGAA
Stegodyphus dumicola is the source of this 5714-nucleotide messenger RNA. RefSeq lists its product as uncharacterized. Lineage: Eukaryota; Metazoa; Arthropoda; Arachnida; Araneae; Eresidae. The record is from RefSeq and is a predicted model, not a curated record.